Molecule: messenger RNA, 1459 nt
Organism: Liolophura sinensis
Lineage: Eukaryota; Metazoa; Mollusca; Polyplacophora; Chitonida; Chitonidae
Product: AFG1-like ATPase
Exons: 13
Coding region: 32-1459 (475 amino acids)
Cellular component (GO): cytoplasm; mitochondrion
Molecular function (GO): ATP hydrolysis activity; ATP binding
Source: RefSeq, a predicted model, not a curated record
AUUUUUUCGAGUUGACUUGUAACCUUCAACGAUGCAGACGCCUUGUCGUCUGCUGCGAUGUCGAGGCACUGGGACAUAUUGCUCAUUGCUACCUAGUUUAACCCGACUGCUCUUACCUGGGUAUUGUUACAGCACAGUGACCAAACUAAAUGCAGAGGAAAACGGGUUUGCUCAGUCUUCCCAGACUGCAGAAUCGACGAGUAUCAGAAAGUAUGACAAUGUUGUGGAGGCUUACAAGGCUAAAGUCGAAGCAAAUGAACUGCGAUAUGAUGCACAUCAGGGAUUUGUUAUCCAACAGUUGGAAAACCUGAACAAAGCCUUGAAGGGCUACCAGCCACCAUCUACAAGUUGGAUAGGAAAGGCAUUAGGACUAAACAAGAAAAGUAAACCCACAAAAGGGCUUUACUUACAUGGAAGUGUAGGCUGUGGAAAGACCAUGUUAAUGGACAUGUUUCACAGCUGCUGCUCCGUGGAGAGAAAACAGCGAGUCCACUUCCACAGGUUCAUGUUAAAUGUGCAUGAAAGAAUUCAUGCUCUCAAAAAACUCCAGCCCAAACGAAGCAGCGUAAGAAAGGGUGAUGCGUUUGACCCCAUACCUCCUGUGGCUCAGCAGAUAGCUGGGGAGUCCUGGUUGCUGUGUUUUGAUGAGUUUCAGGUAACGGAUAUAGCAGACGCUGUGAUAUUAAGGCGAUUGUUUACAGAGCUAUUUGAACAUGGCAUUGUUAUCGUGGCUACUUCAAAUAGGCACCCAGAUGAUUUGUAUAAGAACGGACUCCAGCGUGGUAAUUUUAUACCAUUUAUUGGUGUGUUAAAGCAAUAUUGUGACAUUCUAUCCUUGGACUCUGGAAUAGAUUACAGAAGACAAGGACUUCCAGCUGAGGGCAGAAUCUUUCUUUUGACUUCCGAACCAAACUGUAAUAUACAUUUAGACAGAAUAUUUCAGGAGUUGGCGUAUGAAGAAAAUGAUGUUGUGACACCGAGGACAUUAGAGGUGAAGGGAAGAGAGGUAAAGCUACCAGUCACAUGUGGGCGCUUGCUCGACUGUGACUUCUCUGAUCUCUGUACAAAGCCAAUGGGAGCAGCAGACUACCUGGCUAUCAGUCAGGAGUUUGACACGGUUAUCCUGCGUAACAUACCAGCCAUGUCUCUCAACAGAAAGACAGAGGCGAGGAGGUUUAUCACGCUCAUAGACACCUUCUAUGACAACAAGUUACGCCUGGUGUGCUCUGCAGAUGUACCCACCUCUGACCUCUUCGUAGUGGGAGAGCUUAGCGAUCGGGAUAAGGAUGCCAAUAGAGCCCUGAUGGAUGACCUUGGAAUAGCCGCUUCUCAAGCCACGGGCAAUGUGUUUACUGGAGAAGAGGACCUUUUCAUGUUUGAAAGGACAGUUUCGAGAUUACGUGAAAUGCAGACGGAAGAGUACUGGAAACACAAGAUUGGAGUAGAACAGAAGUUAUGA